Molecule: messenger RNA, 219 nt
Organism: Prunus armeniaca (apricot)
Lineage: Eukaryota; Viridiplantae; Streptophyta; Magnoliopsida; Rosales; Rosaceae
Source: the annotation of a GenBank genome assembly
AUGGCAUUGAAGCAAGACAUGUUACCUCUCGAUUGUGCCCUGUAUGGCAUUGAAGCAAGGAUUCAAAAGGAAGUUUCUUGGAAUUCAAGCAUCGACUCAACUAGGCAACUAAUUGGACUGGUUUCACAUGCCAUGGUAGAACUUGGGGACGGCAAGAAUUUUAUCUGGGAAAUAAGGGACAUGGAGAAUUUUGAGAUAACAUACGCACUUAAAGACUAA